Messenger RNA from Medioppia subpectinata, 910 nucleotides. NCBI's taxonomy places the organism in Eukaryota, Metazoa, Arthropoda, Arachnida, Sarcoptiformes, Oppiidae. The record is from the annotation of a GenBank genome assembly.
CGGCAACAGUACUGAUAGUACGGACAGUACAACAAUUGGUGGCAAAAUGUCAUACAUUUUAUGGCAAUAUUGGAUCGACGAGACCGACGAUCGGAUCAAACAUUACCCCCUGUUUGGGGGCCCACCGGACAAGUUAAUGGCGAUCAUGUUGCUAUGGUUACUGUUUGUGACCAAGCUGGGUCCGAAACUAAUGCGUAAUCGAGAACCGUUUGUGUUGCGCAAACCGAUCAUGGUCUAUAAUUUUAUUCUGGUUGUAAUAAACGUAUAUUUUGUGUACAAAUCGGUGCAUUGGUUAGAGUUUGGCAGUAAGUCAUUAGAUCCAAAAUUAUCAGCUAAGUACCAGUGGACAGACGCCGACAUUGCAAAUGUACCUGAUAAAAUGUUUUAUAGUUAUACAAAAAUAUUUGACUUACUUGAUACAGUAUUUUUUGUGUUGCGCAAAAAAUUCAACCAAAUCUCGUUUCUGCACGUUUACCAUCAUUUUAUGGUACCUGUGAUGAGCUAUGUAGUGGUCAAACUAGGUCCACAAAGUGUGGGGAUCGAGGUGUUUUGUUUUCUCAAUUCAAUAGUGCAUACAAUUAUGUAUAGCUAUUACCUGUUGUCAGCAUUUGGACCCUGGAUUCAGCCCUACUUAUGGUGGAAGCGAUACAUAACACGAUUGCAAUUAAUACAGUUUGUGUUGCUUAUAGUGUACGCCAUAUAUUGUUUCCUAUACGGCGAUACGAGCGGUGUGUCUGAUGGGUUAAAAGUUGUAUUUUACGUUCAACCAUUCGUCUUUUUCUAUAUGUUUGCCCGAUUUUAUAUUCAAUCUUAUAGUCAUAAAACUUGUUUGAACAUGUUCGUUGGCAUUCAUAUCUGCCACUAUAUCAGCGAACAUUUGCUCAAAUCUAUUUUUAAACUCAACCAGUCA